AUGGUAAGGCAGUCUCCCCCACACAUGCCGCCACGCGUCCCUUCCGCGCGGGCGCCCAGCAAAUUUGAGUGUGUCGAUGCCGCACGAAACCGCAUACAGUGCCUUGGGUUGAAAGCGGUCGGCGCAGCUACGGGAAACCAUUCUGCUGUGCAAGCAGAUCCAGCAUCCCGCCGCAGGCAUCUCCCUGCUGUACCGACGACACCCAAGCGCACAGGAGGGAGAAGUGCUGUGCGGCAACUCAAACUUGGUUCUUCUGUUUCCACUACGGAUGAGAAUCUUCGCGGUGCGCACGAGCGCCGCCGGCACUUACCUCCUGGUAAGGCGCGAUCCAAUAGCGUGGGAGACCGCAUCCAAAACCCCGGCCCUUCGUACCACACUCAGCACUCCGCAAGCACUGUCGUCACUCUAGAGCUGCCGCGUACGCACUCUACCCCACAUACGGUAACCCCAAUGCUUGCGGAUGGGCUGACCAGCGACGACCUUCUUCUUCUGUGCGGUGUUAAUCCUGGAUCCUCCAAGGCUAUUUGGUACACCACGAUGCGCGCGCAGCUGGAGGCUCGUGUACUCGCCAUGUCAGUGGACCAAAGCCAUAGGGGUGCCAACGCGAUUGCCAAUGUGCCGAGACCAGAGGAGGCCUCGUUAUCAUCGCUAAACUUUCCAGCUCAUCGAACUGACGCUGCUUCUGAGCCGCUUGUGCUGCCAACAGAGGUUUUACAGCUGAAGGAGCCACCAGGCGUGGAUGCCGUUCCGCGCGAACACUCUACGGCUGCGACACGGUCUGUUACACCUCAGGCAGAGAAGGUACCAUCCGUGAGCUCGAGCGAGGACAACACCGAGGAAGUAAAGGAAGAUGACGAGGACGACGGUACCAGUAGCAUCGGCACCCGUGCCACUUCCUUCAGCUCGGAGAAGGCCGCUAACGCUUUGGAGCAAGGACAGGCUAACGCGCUUCUGUUAACCUCCCUCAAGAAAUUUCGAUUCUCGCCAAAGCAACUAGAACAGAUGCAUGUGAAUGUUCUUUCUCUCCAAGCACUUGUCGGCUUGUAA
Molecule: messenger RNA, 1047 nt
Organism: Leishmania braziliensis MHOM/BR/75/M2904
Lineage: Eukaryota; Euglenozoa; Kinetoplastea; Trypanosomatida; Trypanosomatidae
Exons: 1
Coding region: 1-1047 (348 amino acids)
Source: RefSeq, a predicted model, not a curated record